Molecule: messenger RNA, 2135 nt
Organism: Pseudomyrmex gracilis
Lineage: Eukaryota; Metazoa; Arthropoda; Insecta; Hymenoptera; Formicidae
Product: methyl farnesoate epoxidase-like
Exons: 8
Coding region: 522-2024 (500 amino acids)
Biological process (GO): xenobiotic metabolic process
Cellular component (GO): cytoplasm; intracellular membrane-bounded organelle
Molecular function (GO): oxidoreductase activity, acting on paired donors, with incorporation or reduction of molecular oxygen, reduced flavin or flavoprotein as one donor, and incorporation of one atom of oxygen; heme binding; iron ion binding
Source: RefSeq, a predicted model, not a curated record
CGUUGAAGCGAUAGUAACGCUCGUGUACAAUAAAUCACAAAUGCAUUUCAAGUGCGAGACAGAUGGUUAAAAACACGAGACAAUUGUCUUAAAUAAACAUCCGACACUAUCAUCAUUUUUCCAACUGAUGUAAUUUCCGUUUUUUUAACUAUCAAGUCUCAAAAUCUUUUGUAAGAAAAAGAGAAAGAGAGAGCGCAAAAAUGUCGCAUGCGCAACUGUGUAGAAGCAACUGUGUGUGUGUUACUUUCUUGUAAGUAAAACCUUGAGCUAAAAAUCUUCUUGGCUAACCAGUGAAAGGUUUCGUUUUUCUCUCUUAGCGGCAUUUCGAACAGUAUCAAUACUGUUCUUUUUGAUGUCGCUUGUCUCUUGCUGUUUUUUGCGCUACAUAUGGAAAUAAUUAAGUUAAUUUGUGACAAUACAUCCGUCUCCGGCUUCUUUCUUCGGGAUUUGAUCAAAGAGAACCUGAGCUGACAUUUCGAAUGAUAUUAGUUUUAUCGUUCUCAAGUUAACAUCUAAACACAAUGUGGUACAUAAUAAUUUGUACGUUCAUAAUAUUUGUGAUAAAAAUUUUAUACAGUUGGCAACGACCGUCGAAGUUUCCUCCAGGUCCUUAUGGUUUGCCAAUCGUUGGAAACAUAUUUGACAUAAAACAUCUGGUCAGCGAAACCAAAUUUUAUUCUCACACUUGGUGUCGUUUGGCCGACACUUACGGACCCGUUGUCGGCUUGAGACUCGGUAUAGCCGAACCGAUAAUCAUCGUUUCCGGCAAGGAUGCUGUGAUGGAAAUGAUGAAUCGACCGGAGUUCGACGGAAGACCUGACGGAUUCAUGUUUCGACAUCGAACAGGAGGUGAGAGAAGAGGUGUGAUAUUCUCCGACGGUACUAUCUGGCGGGAUCAAAGAAGAUUUGUCCUGAAAACGUUAAAAUCUUUUGGAUUUGGAAAAAUCGCGAUGGAGGACAUAAUAUUGGACGAUGCAGCUUCGUUGACAAACAUAAUAGAAUCGCAGGCUAAGUCCGGGCCCAUUACAAAUUUGAGCAACAUUGUCUCCAUAGCCGUUAUAAACAGCUUAUGGACAAUAGUUGCGGGUCAAAAAUUUGACUUGGACGAAGAGAUUAAUGGCAAUCCGAAAUUAUUGAAAAUUUUAACAGCAGUAAACAAUCUUGUCAGACACAGCAAUGUCAGCGGUGGUAUAUUGAAUCAUUUGCCUUUUUUGAGAUACGUCAUGCCGGCAUCGACCGGAUAUACUUUAAUAAAUCAGAGACUGACGCAAAUAUGGCAAUUUAUCACAAAUGAAAUAUCGAGACACAAGGAAACUAGAAUGCGACACGAAAUCAGAGAUUUUAUUGAUGUUUACCUAGCGGAAAUGGACAAACAAUCGAGUCAACCAAUAUCAAACUUUAACGAGAAGCAACUAGUUAGCGUUUUGCAGGAUCUUUUUACCGCCGGCGUAGAAACGACGAACAACAUGAUCGGCUUUGUGAUAACGUAUCUCGCUGUCAAGCAGGAUGUUCAGAAAAAACUGCACGAAGAGCUCGACAGAGUGUUGGGCAAACAAGCGUUACCUCGCAUAGCAGACAAAACUCGACUACCCUACUUGAACGCAACGUUAGCGGAAGUAUCGAGAGUAGCGAAUGUCGGUCCCACCACAAUCCCUCAUCGAGCGAUGGUCGAUACCGUUCUGUUGGGCUACGAGAUAAAAAAGAAUUACACCAUGUUGGCUAAUUUGAGAAGCGUCCAUAUGGACAAGGAGCAUUGGGGCGAUCCGCAAGAAUUCCGACCGGAGAGAUUUAUCAACGACAAAGGAGAAUUUGUCGAGGAUACUUGGUUAAUGCCGUUCGGCUUAGGUCGCAGACGAUGCUUGGGCGAGACUCUGGCAAAGAACAAUGUAUUUCUUUUCGUUGCGUGUCUAUUGCAGAAAUUUCACUUUGCGUUGUCCCCAGAACAUCCCGAUCCUGUUUUAGAUGGUGUCGAUGGCUUCACGAUUGCGCCACCUAACAUAAGUAUUAUUAUUAAAAAAAAAUGAUAUUUACAAAAAAAAACAUGCGUCGUACUUUGAAUUAACAUGCAGAGUACAAAUACGCACCGUCUGUAAACUUAGACAAAUAUCUUAAGUACAUUUAUAUAAUUAUAUAUU